GAGGUCUUCCAUCUGCUGGUUCACUCCCCAGAUGGCCACAAAGGCCAGAGCUGGGCCAAUCUGAAGCCAGGUCUCCCAGAUGGGUGUAGGGGCCCAAGGACUUGGUCCAUCUUCUACUGCUUUCCCAGGCCAUAGCAGGGAACUGGAUCAGAAGCGGAAUAUCUGGAACUUGAACCAGCAUCUAUAUGGGAUGCCAGCACCACAGGCCACAGCUUUACCCUCUACACCACAGCACUGGCCCCAAGAGAGAGGUCUUCCAUCUGCUGGGUCACUCCCACAUGGCCGCAAUGGCUGGAGCUGAGCCAAUCCUUAGCCAGGAGCCAGGAGCUUCUCCCAUGUGGGAGAUCAAGGACCAGGGCCAUCCUCUGCUGCUUUCCCAGGUGCAUCAGCAGGGAGCUGGAUGGGAAGUGGGGCAGCUGGGACCUGAACUGGCACCCAUAUGGGAUGCCAGCACUGCAGGCCGGGGCCUUAACCUGUUGUACCCGAGCGCUGGCCCUCUACUUUCAAUAUCUUACCAUUAAGGAGCAGUAUAUCUGAGUGGUUUCCACUUGAUUGGCAGCCUGGUUUAAUGGAAAGCAUCCCACAAGGCCCACCUCUGAAGAGUUGGCACCUCAGUUUUCCGAGGUCUGUGAAGCGGAGAUACCUGCCCUGUGCUUAGUUUUUAUUUAUUCAUCAAUUCAUUCGAGUAUUUUUUGAGCACCACUGUGUGUGCCACACACUGUUUACAUACUGGAAACACGGUUGUGAACAAGUCAGGCAGUGUCUCCGUGUUCAUUCAUUCAGAGUUUACUCCUUGUUGGAAUACUGUGGGAUGUGGAACGGGAAUACUGGGGAGCUGGAUGUUGCUGGAUGGAAGGAGGGAGGGAGGGAAGAAAGGCAGCCAGUGUUUCCAGCUUCACGGUUCUCACCCACUGUUCCUUCGGAAAUCACAAGCUAAGAGUUCUCUCAUAUUUGAAGCAGUUGUUUCAAAGGUCCGCACCUUCCCACCUCUCAUCCCACCCCUUCCAGAACACUUGUCCAGAAAUCCAGCUUUGUGCAGUUGGAAGGGGGUACUGUUUCCUCAUUCAGCGCUCACAUGCCUGAAGGAUCAGCUGCCUUUCUGAAUCAGAAGAUAUCUUUGUCAUUCUUUUCCAACUGAAAAUGCAUGACUCAUCCAUUGGUACCGCAGCUGGAUGGCUUUAAACACCAGGCUGUUGUUCCGAGCAGCCAGGUUCAUGGUUCAGGCAGCGGAGGAAAGACUUUUGGGAGUUGGCUGACAAGUCUCUAAAGAGAGGUUGCUGUUUACUGGUGGUUAAAUGUUUUGAGAGCGGUGAAGCCAGGGGUUAUCCAUUUCUUCUUUCAAUGUGCCAUGUGACUCUCCGCGGGAGCUGCUGUGCGUGGAGAUGCUCUCAGUAGGGGAGAAUGGACUGGAUCCCCGGGCUGCCAUCCCGGUCAUCAAGAAGAAGCUGGUGGGAUCCGUGAAGGCGCUGCAGAAGCAGUACGUGUCUCUGGACACCGUGGUCACCAGUGAGGACGGAGACGCCAACACCAUGUGCAGUGCCCUGGAGGCUGUGUUCAUACACGGCCUACAUGCCAAGCACAUCCGUGCUGAGGCUGGAGGAAAAAGGAAGAAAAGUGCCCACCAGAAGCCUCUGCCGCAGCCGGUCUUCUGGUCCCUUUUGAAAACUGUCACCCACAAACACAUCAUCUCGGAAUUGGAGCACCUGGUCUUUGUGAACACGGACGUGGGCCGCUGCCGGGCCUGGCUGCGGCUGGCCCUCAAUGACGGCCUGAUGGAGUGCUACCUGAAGCUGCUGCUCCAGGAGCAGACCCGGCUAUGCGAGUACUAUCAGCCCUCAGCCCUGCUCCGAGAUGCCGAGGAGGCUGAGUUCCUCCUUAGCUUCCUGCAAGGAUUAACAUCCUUAUCCUUUGAACUCUCCUACAAGUCCGCCAUCUUAAACGAGUGGACGCUCACCCCAUUGGCCCUGUCUGGGCUAUGCCCACUCUCUGAGCUUGAACCUGUCACUACCUCUGGUGCAGAACUACAGCGGAAGGAGUCUCUGGAUUCAAUUUCUCACUCCUCAGGCUCAGAGGACAUCGAAGUCCAGCAUUCGGGCCACAAGGUCCGGCGGAACAGAAAGCUCACUGCCUCCUCCCUCAGCCUGGACACGGCCAGUUCCUCCCAGCUGUCCUGCAGCCUAAACUCUGAUAGCUGCCUACUCCAAGAGCAUGGCUCUAAGAGUCCGGACCAUGCUGAAGAGCCCAUGUCCUACGACUCAGACCUGGGCACAGCAAAUGCUGACGACUCAGACCGGUCUCUGCAAGAGGUGUUGUCGGAAUUCAGCAAAGCCCAGGUAAACUCUGUGCCAACCAGGGGACCGAGCCAAGAACCAGAGAUCCCCGCACUCCAGGCCUCGCCCUUCCUCCACGGCCUCGCCACCAGCGCACACCUGCACUUUGAUGUGCCUGCGGAGCCCCCUCCUGCUGCAGCAUCCUCUGAGACCCAAGAUGGUGCCCACAAGCAGGAGCCGCUUUCCCAGGCACCUGGCACCCUGGACCUGCCACAGCUGGGCACUGCUCAGGCUGCCCCUGCAGGGAGCACUUCAAGCAAGCAUCCUGCUUGUCCUGUGAAAGGGACACCCAGAGCAGGCAGCCAAGGGAGUGGCCAGCAGAAGGCUCUGGAGGAUGAUGGAGCUGGACUGAAGCUGACGGCUGCUUCUCCUACCAGUCCGAAAGGCAAGAGCUGGAUCUCAGAAGAUGACUUCUACCGGCCUCCCCAGGAGCCACCAGUAGAGAGUGCUCACUCCCUGGUGCCCUCCAGAGGGGCUCCAGAAACCAGGGCCGCUCUCCACAGGCAUUUUUCUCAAGGACCAAGAAAAAGCUCCUCCCUGGGGGCACUAGACAAAGUGUGCACGCCUUCCCCAGGGGCCAGGAGAGCCAAGGCAGCCCCAGUGCAGGAGCCCAGGAACUUCCGGGUGGUGCACCGGAGGCAGAUGGGGCUGUCCAACCCAUUCCGCGGCCUCAUGAAGCUGGGCACCGUGGAGCGCCGGGGGGCCAUGGGCAUCUGGAAGGAGCUCUUCUGCGAGCUCUCCCCGCUGGAGUUCCGCCUCUACCUGAGCGACGAGGAGCGCACCUGCGUGGAGAGCUGCUCCCUGCUGCGCUGCGAGUCUGUGGGGCCGGCCCACAGCGAUGGGCGCUUCGAGCUGGUCUUCUCUGGCAAGAAGCUGGCCCUGCGUGCCUCCUCACAGGAUGAGGCUGAGGACUGGCUGGACCGCGUGCGGGAGGCCCUGCAGAAGGUCCGGCCUCAGCAGGAGGACGAGUGGGUGAACAUCCAGUACCCAGAGCAGCCUGAGGACCCUCCUGAGUCCCCCCAGGGCAGCCACCCCUCCCACUCAGAGCUACUCCCAGAGUCUACAGCCCUGCAGGGCACACAUUUCAACUGGUCGUCAGCCCAGGUUCCGGAGCCGGACGCUAUUAAGGAGUCCCUUCUGUACCUGUACACAGACAGGACCUGGGUGCCCUAUAUUUUCUCCCUGUCCUUGGAGUCUCUGAAAUGCUUCCGUGUGAGAAAUGAGGAGAAGAUGCUGAGUGACAGCCAUGGAGUGGAGACCAUUCGAGAUGUCCUGCCAGACACCAGCCUCGGGGGCCCGGCCUUCUUCAAAAUCAUCACAGCCAAGGCCGUCCUGAAGCUGCAGGCUGGGAACGCCGAGGAGGCCGCCCUGUGGAGGGACCUGGUGCGCAAGGUCCUGGCGUCUUACUUGGAGACGGCUGAGGAGGCAGUGACACUUGGCGGGAGUCUGGACGAAAACUGCCAGGAGGUGCUGAAGUUUGCCACGCGGGAGAAUGGCUUCCUGCUGCAGUACCUGGUGGCCAUCCCCACGGAGAAGGGCUUGGACUCCCAGGGCUGCUUCUGUGCAGGCUGCUCCAGACAGAUCGGCUUCUCCUUUGUACGACCCAAGCUCUGUGCCUUCUCUGGCCUCUAUUACUGUGACAUCUGCCACCAAGAUGACGCCUCAGUGAUCCCGGCCAGGAUCAUCCACAACUGGGACCUCACCAAGCGCCCGGUCUGCCGGCAGGCCCUGAAGUUCCUGAUGCAGAUCCGGGCCCAGCCCCUCAUCAACCUGCAGCUGGUGAAUGCCUCGCUGUACGAGCAUGUGGAGCGGAUGCACCUCAUCGGCAGGAGCCGGGAGCAGCUGAAGCUUCUAGGGGAUUACCUGGGCCUGUGCCGGAGCGGCGCCCUGAAGGAGCUGAGCAAGAGACUCAGCCACAGGAAUUACCUCUUAGAGUCUCCUCACAAGUUCAGUGUCGCUGACCUCCAGCAGAUCGCAGAGGGCGGGUAUGAAGGGUUCCUCCAGGCGCUGAUCGAGUUCGCCUCCCAGCACGUCUACCACUGCGACCUGUGCACCCAGCGCGGCUUCAUCUGCCAGAUCUGCCACCACCACGACAUCAUCUUCCCCUUUGAGUUUGACACCACAGUCAGGUGUACCGAGUGCAAGACCGUCUUCCACCAGAGCUGCCAGGACGUGGUGAAGAAGGGCUGCCCCCGCUGUGCCCGCCGGCGCAAGUACCAGGAGCAGAGCGCCCUCGCCUGACCCUGUCCUGAUGAGCAGCCCUAGAGGCUGGAGGCAGGGUGCAGCCCCACCAUCCCCGCCGGGUUUGCCACCAGCCCUCUGGGUCUCACCGGUGUCCCAGCUGCCUGCCCUUGUCAGGAAGCCCCCGUGAUGCCCGUGGCUUCCCACCACCUCUCUGCUCCAAGAGGCAGGGACGCAGCAGACGCCCAUGCCCAGGGAGGACGGGCCUUCAUUCACCAGGCCCUGGCUUGCCCAGGUCCCAGCACCUCCAGCAGGGCUGUGCACACACUGGGGGACGUUUUCAUGCCACAUUCCUGAUUAAAAGGUCUAGUUUUGUAAGGUGGCUUUUUCCCCUUCAUAUUUCAACAGAAAAUAUUUUUUUAUUCUUGACCCUACACAAGUCAUCCAAGAAAUGCAGGCAUGCUUACCCUGAGCAAACGUGCCAGGGCCGCUUAGGCCUGGCCUGAAGGCGGGCUGGGGGCUGGCAGGAGGCCACUGCCAGGCAGUGCCUGUUGGCUGCACUGGGUGCUUUGCCUUCACCCUCGCCUGUGUUCAGCCAGCAGCUUGGGUCCUUGUGCCAAACUCCUGCCUUGCAGAACAGGCAGCCCUGAUGACCGCCUCCUUCCUCUCCCUGCCCCUUGGCUUGUCGCCUGAAAAACCCAGCCCCUCCUUUGUGUCCAGUCCCCCUGGAUCUUCUCUAACCCGGGGAUUUGGCCUCUGCGCAGGAAGGGAAAACGACUCAAAACCAGCACUGGCAGCACUUUGGCCCUCCUUGAUUCAGAGAAGGGUAUCACCCUGCCCACCCCGUCCCUAGGCCUUCUCACUCCUACACGGCAGUGCGCUACCUCAGGCGGGAUCUCAGGCCACCCCCCUGCCUGCCUGACCCUUGCUGGGGCAGGCCUGACACGGUAGAGAAGUAGCCUCAUCCUCCCCCUGUGUGAUGUGUGGGGGCAGCCUCAGCCUCGUCUCACAGAGCCAUGGAUUCACACACUGCCAGAGCUGGACGAUGCCCCUGGGGAACAAACGCCCUGUGAGGGGGUGUUGGGGUGGGGCUGGGAGCCUGGGAUUGUUUUCAAACUGAUGUUCAGACCCUUGCGGUGUGGGGGAAGUGUGCAUGUGGUCCCUCUGCUGCCUUCCCCGCCUGUCCUGGCCUGGGCAGGUCCCUCAGCCCCGGAGGCCCCGGGUGAGCUCUGCCUGCCCCCGUCAGGAGGUUCAGCUGCUGAGUCACCCGCCAAUCCCGGAGCUGGGUGAGUGUGAGCGGAGCAGAGGAGGCAGUGCAGGGGCUGCCGCAGCUUCUCCGCUCCCUCCCCAGUGGUAUGUGCCCAUGCCUCCCCAGGAAAUCAGUCCUGUCCCCUCCACACCCUGAUCAGAGCCAUCGCUGCUCCAGGUCCCUGCGUGGGCAAGGCCCUGGCCUGGGGUGGGCCUUGGGUCUGGGGCUACAUUCCAGGAGGCAGCAGAAGUGAAGCCUCCCACUCCCACCCCCACUUCUGGAGUAUGAGCAGCAGAACGCCCCCCCCCCCCCCCCGCCCAAGAGCUUCUGACGCUGUCAGAUGAGCUGACUCCUCCCCCUCCCCCUCGCCUCCAGUGGAAAGCUGAUGUGCGCCUCAGUGGUGCCCACACUGUUUUAAAAAUGGGAUUGUAGGCAAUAAGCUGUUUCUGAGGAGUGGGGCUCUGGCCCUGAGAAGUGCUUUUCUGUCUAUUAAAGGAACAAUGAUUUUGGAAUGAUUUUGCAGUAAAGAGCUGAUCUUUCUAA
This is a messenger RNA of Oryctolagus cuniculus (rabbit), 6303 nucleotides long. The record is from RefSeq and is a predicted model, not a curated record. Lineage: Eukaryota; Metazoa; Chordata; Mammalia; Lagomorpha; Leporidae.